AACAAUUUUCUUUACAACACAACAACGAAUGUUGAUGGAAUGCAAAAAAAAAACGUGAACAGUGUUGCCGAAACAAUAAAUACCUAGCGAAGAUUACCAUAGGACAUUUUUUUUUCUUCUAUCGUCUUCUAUAGGCCGAAAAAAAGCAACUCUGAAGAACGAAAGUCGGAUAAAUGAGAACGAAGAAUAACAAAUCGGGAAGAAUAGAAGAAAGAAGUGUGGUUAUUUAGCUAAACUUAAGAUUUUUCGCAUAAAAAAGUAAUAAACAAAGUUUUUUUCACGUUCGCGCUUAAGAGAAUGUAAAUAACAUUUACAGAAAUACAAAUUGUAGAAAGUAACAAAGAACGGAAUAAAAUAACAAAGAGUGAAAGCAGUUCAUGGAAACAAAAAGGGCGCCCCAAUUUCACCUACAUCAGGCUCUGUUUUUAGCUCUUUAAAGUUCGCGGAGUGGAGCGGCAUUGGAACUUCAGCAACAUUAGUGGAAAAUUAUUAAAGUGAAAGCAGAGGAAAGCAGUUGUAAAAAAAGCAUUUCAAGAUACCUGGUACAAGCAGUGGUGGAAAACGGCAAGGGCCCACUGCGGAAAUAUCAAUAUUGGGAAUAGCUGUAACAUUAUCAGUGGUUGCUACCAGUACUUGAUCGGUGGAUACGACGAGGGCACACAGCAGCAAUAUCAUCAAUAUUGGCAAUAACUGUAAUAUCAUCAGUGAUUGCCGUCAGGUCUUGAUUGUGCGCGUUGGCUGGCGUAGAAGUACAGAAGAAUUGGGUAAAAGUAAAUGCAGAGACGCUUAUCAUCAGGCGGUUAUUAUGAAAGGAACUUUGUACAAAAUGUCUCGUAAUAAGGAGAAGUACGAGAGUGCAAAUAGACGACAACAGAUUUUCAUGUCCGCAGAAGAUGUGGCUGCUGGAAAAAAAUCGUCUUGGACUGGUAUUGAGAUAACAGGUUGUGUUCGCAACAUCAGUCCAUCAUUGUGGGAAUUCGAACACCUAACAGCAUUGUAUCUUAACGACAAUCAGCUGUUACGUUUGCCUGCUGACAUUGGUUUGCUAUCUAAUUUGCGCACGUUAGACUUAUCAAGCAAUAAGCUGCGCAGCUUACCAGCUGAAUUGGGCGAGCUAAUACAGCUGAGGUAAGUAACUUACUGUACUUACUGUUGAAAAUCUUCUAAACGAGGGUGGAGUACGUGUUUAAGUAGAAAUCGCAUAUCGACACCUGAGUGGAAGAUCGACAUAUCUCGGCAGCCAGUUCGAAAACGUCCUAUCUCAGAAAACUUUUCAAGACUGCCCUAUUU
Messenger RNA from Rhagoletis zephyria (snowberry fruit fly), 1290 nucleotides. RefSeq names its product CCR4-NOT transcription complex subunit 6-like. The record is from RefSeq and is a predicted model, not a curated record. Gene Ontology annotation, molecular function: protein binding. Gene Ontology annotation, cellular component: cytoplasm. Lineage: Eukaryota; Metazoa; Arthropoda; Insecta; Diptera; Tephritidae.